Lodderomyces parapsilosis is the source of this 1209-nucleotide messenger RNA. It is a transcript of the gene STE3, whose product is annotated as Ste3p. Gene Ontology annotation, biological process: G protein-coupled receptor signaling pathway. Gene Ontology annotation, molecular function: mating-type factor pheromone receptor activity. The transcript has a single exon. The record is from RefSeq and is a predicted model, not a curated record. Gene Ontology annotation, cellular component: membrane. Bases 1 to 1209 code for a protein of 402 amino acids. NCBI's taxonomy places the organism in Eukaryota, Fungi, Ascomycota, Pichiomycetes, Serinales, Debaryomycetaceae.
AUGGAUUCCCGGGCAGCUGGUAUUGCAGCUUUCAGUUUUAUUGCGUUCUUUUUAUUAAUCCCGCCAUUUUCAUGGCAUGUCAAGUCAAGAAACGUCCCAGCAAUUCUUUUAAUAACAUGGUUAAUGUUGGUAAGCUUGAUUGGAUUUAUCAAUUCCAUGAUAUGGAGUGGUGAGAAUUUUGAUAGUGUUUAUGAUGGUCAAGGGUGGUGUGAUAUCACCACAAAGGUUGAAGCAGCUUCGUCGCUUGGAAAAUUGUGUGCUAUUGCAUGUCUUUCAAUGAACUUGUAUUUUAUCUUAUGUGCAAAGAACCCACUCUUUAUGGACAACAAAAAUUGGAGAAAGAUCUGCAUUGAUUUAUCAGUUUGCUUGAUUACACCUCUUUUGAUUAUGGUUUUCAUUUACAUUACCCAAUCGAGAAGAUACGCAAUUGUUAGAUACCAAGGAUGUAUCACUGUUUUUUCGCCUACAAAUGCAACGAUUGGUUUGUACCUUAUUUGGCCAUUGAUUUGGAGUUUUGUUGCUUUAUUUUUUGCGGUAUUGACAUUGUACAAGUACUUUCAAAAGAGAAAAGAUGUCAAGGAUAUUCUCAAAUGUACGAACUCGGGCUUGAAUUUAAAAAGGUUUGCCAGGCUUUUGAUAUUUAGUUUUCUGAUUGUGUUUGCAUUGACUCCACUUUCUAUCUACUACUUUGCCCAGAAGGUAUCAUACAUAGAGUACCCUUUCCACUGGGACGAGGUUCAUGGUCCAGAUUGGAGUGAUAUUUAUUACGCUGAUUUUGGCUUCUUUGCUAUUGUUGAUCGAUUGGUGAACUCUUCAUUAUCGAUUGUCGCAUUCCUUUUGUUUGGUUUAGGAACUGAUGCUUUGAAAAUGUACAAAUCAUUCCUCGGUACGGCACAUACUGAAACCGGAGAGCCAUUGUCAAAAGAAAUGACUUGUACACACAAUGCCACUCCAAUGAAACUUUUAUCCAACAAGUCUCAGUUUAGUGAACGUACCAACUAUAGUGAAAGAACAGUCUUGGACGAAUUCAGUCAAGUGAUGCAGGAGUUGGGUAUCGUCGAAGAGGGUGAACGUGACUUGGAAUCGGGUAGAGAAGCUGUGAAACUGAACUCACCCAAGCCAACUCCAAACAUUGGUAUCCUUGAACUCGAAGAUUCUAGUUUGAAUGGGGAUUUCCUAUAUAAGUAUGAAGUUAAACAGAAGAAAUAG